AUGUCGGGUGAAGGUGGGGGAGUGGACUCUUCUUCUGUGGAAUCGGAUCGGUGUGAGUGCUAUGAGGAGUUUGGACACUGGAACUCUUUUGACGAAAAUUUAUUAGAACACUUGGAAGCAACCAUUACUUUCAAAAGAGGCAAGGAAGUAAAACAGACAGUCAGGGUCAAACAGUACCCCUUGAAAAAGGAAAAGGAAAAAAAGGAAGGAAUUAGACCAGUGAUUAAAAACUUUCUGCAACUAAGGUUAUUAAGAGAAUGACAAUCGACUCCUAUUUUGCCCGUCUGUAAACCUGAUGGGUCAUACCAAGUAGUACAGAACCUACGGACUGUUAACAAGGUAACAGAGGAUCUCUACCCUGUAAUAGCAAACCCAUAUACUUUAUUAACAUGUUUAACACCGGAACUAACCUGGUUCACUGUUUCAGAUCUGAAAGAUGCCUUCUUUUGCCUCUCUCUUCAUGAAGCCAGCCAGAAAAUUUUUGCAUUCAAAUGGGAGAACCCCAAGAGCGGGCACAAAACUCAGCUCACAUGGAUGGUGUUGCCCCAGGGAUUCAAAACCAGCCCUACCCUGUUUGGAGAACAACUGGCAAAAGACAUAGAGUCUUGGGAAACUCCAUCAGAAAACAGAAAAUUGUUGCAAUAUGUGGACGACCUCCUAGUGGCCGCACAGACUGAAGAAUCUUCAAGGUUCCUGAAAUAUCAAGCCGUCACUGUGGAACGAGAUGAUGUAGAGAUAGUGGUAACUAACAUUGUCAACCCAGCUUCUUUCCUUAGUGGAAACGAAGGAGAACUGGUAUACCACGACUGCCUGGAAACCAUUGAGGCCACAUACUCCAGCUGUCCAGACCUGAAAGAUACCCCUUUGGACAAUGCAGAAACCUGGUUUACUGAUGGGAGCAGCUAUGUCCUCAGUGGAAAACGACACGCUGGAUAUGCAGUCACCACCUGCAGAGAAGUAGCAAUCAUGCAUAUCAAGGCACACCAGAAGGUGAGCUCAGAACGGAAGGAGGGAAAUGAGCUGGCAGACAAAGAGGCAAAAGAAGCGGCAAGAGUAAGCAAAAUUAUGGCUAGAAAUUUGUAUGCUACUAUCCAACAGGUAACCCGCCAAUGUGAUCUCUGCCUUCAAACAAAUUCCAAAAAUAAUCCUAAACCCAAAGUGGGCCAGAUUGGGAGGGGUAAUGGAUCAGGACAACCGUGGCAGAUCGACUUUACAGCACUUCCAAGAAAAGGGGAAUAUAGAUACUUAUUAGUAUUCGCAGAUACCUUUUCAGGUUGGCCGGAAGCCUUCCCCACUAGAACUGCAAAGGCUCAGGAAGUAACAAAGACAGUGUUACAGGAAAUAAUACCACGCUAUGGGGUUCCAGCCACUAUGUCUUCAGAUAGGGGACCACACUUUAUUUCAGAUGUGGUACAACAAAUUAGUAAACAUUUGGAUAUUGAUUGGCAACUUUGUGCUCCUUACCACCCUCAGUCAAGUGGUCAGGUGGAGAAAAUGAAUCAUCUACUCAAACAGCAAAUUGUGAAAUUAGGCCAAGAAGCCAGUCUGCCUUGGCCCCAGGCACUCCCACUGGCCCUGUUGAGGAUUCGAACUAAACCAAGAGCAUGGGAAGGGUUAAGUCCCUUCAAAAUACUAUAUGGGAGACCAUAUGAGAUUCAACAAGGAACAUCUCCCCAAGUGGGAAGAGAAAUUAUGAACACCUAUAUAACAGAGUUAGGGAAACAACUUAGAAAGAUUGAAAAACAUGUGGCUGGGACUCGAAGCAGGGGAUUGGAUAGACCAGUACAUAAUACACAACUUGGAGAUUAUGUAUAUAUAAAAUCCCUCAAACCUGCAGGCGAAGAAAAUCUUGAACCAGGGUGGAAAGGACCAUUCCAGGUAUUACUCACGACUUCUACAGCUGUUAAGAUCAAGGAGCAGAGUGCCUGGAUUCAUCUUACUUGA
This is a messenger RNA of Neopsephotus bourkii (Bourke's parrot), 1944 nucleotides long. RefSeq lists its product as uncharacterized. Gene Ontology annotation, molecular function: nucleic acid binding. The record is from RefSeq and is a predicted model, not a curated record. NCBI's taxonomy places the organism in Eukaryota, Metazoa, Chordata, Aves, Psittaciformes, Psittacidae. Gene Ontology annotation, biological process: DNA integration.